Messenger RNA from Magnolia sinica, 2007 nucleotides. RefSeq names its product LEAF RUST 10 DISEASE-RESISTANCE LOCUS RECEPTOR-LIKE PROTEIN KINASE-like 1.1. Gene Ontology annotation, molecular function: ATP binding; protein kinase activity; polysaccharide binding. The record is from RefSeq and is a predicted model, not a curated record. NCBI's taxonomy places the organism in Eukaryota, Viridiplantae, Streptophyta, Magnoliopsida, Magnoliales, Magnoliaceae. The transcript has 3 exons. Gene Ontology annotation, biological process: protein phosphorylation. Bases 1 to 2007 code for a protein of 668 amino acids.
AUGGCAGCUCCUUUCACUUCUAUCUCCUUCCUCCUUCUCCCUCUCUUCUUUCUCUCUCACCUCCCUCUUCACUCACCCAACCAAGAACUUUCUGAUCAAUCAUGUCCUCACUUCGAUUGUGGAAAUCUGACCAAUAUCAGAUUCCCAUUCACCAACAGCACCAAUCUCGAAUGUGGAUGGCCCGUCCAAUGCAACUAUCACGCACCGCAGUUCCAAUUCAAUAACAGCGGAAGAUCUUACAUUAUAAAGAACAUCUCUUACGAAGAAAAUACGCUAGUAAUUCAAGACGAGCGAUUCAACAGUCAGUUACCAUCCGAUGUAUGUGAUUUCCUUGUUGAUUUCUCCAUAUCCAUGCCAGAGUUUCAUCUCAUAAGUCCCAUGAUCACGUUUUUCAAUUGUGAUCAUGAUCAUUACACCCCACCUCGGCAUUUCAAUAUGGAGUUGUAUAAGUACACACUCUGCGAAGGCUAUGAUCUUUACUAUACAUACAGCUUGCAAAGUCUGCCGCCUGAGAGUCUCCCGUAUAAUUGUACGGUUGUAAGAUUUCCUGUGUUCGGGCAAUGGCAGAUCAAUUCCAGUUGGUCUAAUGGUGACCUUUUGUCAUUGUUGGCUGUGGGUUUUGUUCUUAAAUGGGAUGUUCUGACGGAGUGCAAGGAGUGUAUCAUCACAGGAGGCUUGUGCAGUCCUACUAUUAUUGCUGGAAAUUUCAUUUGUUCUCACUUCUUUACUGCCGGUUCAGAUUCGAAUUCAGGCGUUAGUGUAGGAAUUGGGAGCUUCCUUGUUACAUGUCUCAUCUGCUUCAUCCUUCACCGGCGGUGCCGCAACAAACGCCUCCCUUCUUCAUAUUCAACUGCCAUCUCUCUAGCAAUCUCUUCUGAUUCAGAUCCCAAAUGCCAGAUCGAAAACAGCGGCGCUAACGGUGGCACCAUCUUUCAAACUCAAGUGUUCACGUACGAGGAGCUCAAAGAAGCCACCCACGACUUCGAUGCCUCUAAAGAACUUGGCGAUGGCGGGUUUGGAACCGUAUACCUUGGUAAGCCCAACUCAUCUCUUUGUGAAUUCAUUUAUGUUCCUUCUAUGCAGGGUGGGAAGCUUCAUGACGGGCGUUCUGUUGCUGUAAAGCGAUUUUACCAGAACAACUACAAUCGUGUGGAACAAUUCAUGAACGAAAUCAAUAUCCUCUCUCGUUUGCGCCAUCAGAACCUGGUCACACUAUACGGGUGCACCUCUCGCGACAGUCGUGAGCUUCUCCUUGUCUAUGAAUUUAUCCCCAAUGGGACAGUAGCGGAUCAUCUCCAUGCCAACCCUUCAAAAACCAGGGCUUUCACAUGGGCCACACGUAUGCGUGUUGCCAUUGAGACUGCCGAUGCACUUGCUUACCUCCAUGCCGUCGAAAUCAUACAUCGAGAUGUCAAAACCAACAACAUUCUCCUUGACAAUGAUUUCCGAGUAAAAGUUGCAGACUUUGGCAUGUCGCGUUUGUUUCCAAUGGGCAAGUCACAUGUGUCGACUGUGCCGCAAGGGACGCCUGGCUAUGUGGACCCUGAGUAUCAUCGGUGCUACCAACUUACUAACAAGAGUGAUGUGUAUAGCUUUGGAGUGGUCUUGAUCGAGCUUAUAUCAUCCAAGCAGGCUGUAGAUGUCACUAGGCAUCCAGAUGAGAUUAAUUUGGCUAAUAUGGCAGUUAACAAGAUCCACAAUGGAGGAUUGCAUAAGUUGGUGGACCCCAAUCUACAGUUCGAAUCGAACAAUGCCGUAAGGAGAAUGAUUAUAUUGGUAGCUGAGUUGGCUUUUAGGUGUUUGCAAGAUGAUAAGGAGGUGAGGCCUUCAAUGCAGGAGGUUUUGGAGGGGUUGAGAGAAAUUGGGAGUGAGGAUUAUAAGGUGGAGAAGGUGGACCGUCCAGCUGCCUGCGACAUUUCAUCACUGGAUAAAAGUGCAUCACUGUCGCCGGAUGCUGUGACCGACACAUGGAUCAAUUUAUCUACCACAUCUAAUGCUAGUGACUAA